UAUAUCAAAACAAAAAAUCUCAACCGUUCCUGUGCAGUAUUGUAUCAAAACUAUCGAACAACUAAAUUAGAACGGAAAGAAAUUUACGCAGAUACCUUUGUCCGGUGGAGUGUAUCGGCGUGUACAGUGCGAACACAAAGGUAAUGCCCAAGUCGCGCGUGUCGUACGAAAAGAAGGAAUUCGAAAUGCGUACCGACACAGCAGCUGCCGGAAACAAUCGAAACAUCGCCGGUGGAUCAACGACGAACGACCAUGCCACCGACAGUUUAGUGGAAGUCGAUGCAUACCGGCGGAUUAUGAAGAGCUUUAUGGAUAUGAGACGUUAUCAAACCGCACUGUUUUGGGCCGAGAAAGUGACCGUUCUCAGCAACAACGAACCAAAGGACGUGUACUGGCAGGCUCAGUGCAUGUUCCUGCUGCGAGAGUAUCAUCGAGCGGCAUACAUUAUUCGAAGUCGAGGACUGGACAAACAGAAUCUACUCUGCCAUUAUUUAGCGGCCGAAUGUCUGGCCGAAGCAAAAGAGUACCAAGAGGCGCUGGAUGUUCUCAAUUCGGUUGACUGCGAAGCCCUAGCAAACAGUCCGGCUAACGCUAGCAACCGGGACGACUCGGUUGCACGGGACGGUUUGGUAUUUGAGGAACCGAACAAAAGUGAUCUGCUCGGUUCGAUUUAUUUUCUGAAGGGAAAAAUUCUGGAAGCGAUGGAUAAUCGUGUGCUGGCUAUGGAUUGCUACGUACAGGCGUUGCACAAAUCCGUGUACUGCUCGGAAGCAUUGGACGCUUUGGUUCAGCACGAAAUGCUGAUGGCUUGGGAGGAAAAAGAACUCAUGCAGCAUAUUCCGAUGGAACAGCAGUGUUCCGAGGCAGAGCGGAAAAUCCUGAAACGGUUGUAUGAAAGUAAGCUGAAAAAAUAUUACGAGUCGAUUGCACCGCAAACCAACGCGGAACAAACGCCGGUGGGAACGAUGAGCACGGUUCUGCUGCACGAACUAACGGAAAAAAUGAAGAACAGUAAGAACAUUGAAUGCAACAAGGCAGCAGCGGAAGUUUCUUCGUUACCCAAGUGCUUCACGACGCCCGUCCCGAACAAAAUCAUGUCACCAGCGAACAAAAUUUUGGAUGAAUUGAAAAAUUCACCUUCCUAUCUGAUACAGUCGUCUCUACCGCGAGCCUCCUCCGUUCUUGGGUCCGGGGGCUGUGCCAGCGUUGGCGGUAGUGCCCAUUCCAAACCAGCCGAUACCCCUUACCGGAUCAAUCGACCGAUCAGUAUGCAGAGCCCGUCGGCAAUCAACAUCCAGAGCUGUUUCGAUCGACUGGAAAAUUGCGUCGACUUGGUCGUAUCCAAAGCGGAGAAAUUUUUCUAUAAUUGCGACUAUAAAAAGUGUAUGAAGAUCAUUGAUGAAAUCCUAAAGCGGGAUCCGUACCACAAGCGCAGCCUCACCGUUCAGAUCGGAUGUCUGAUGGAGAUGAAAGACUUCAACAAGCUGUUCUACGUGGCCCACAAACUGGUGGAUUUCUAUCCGGACGAUGCGAUCGCGUGGUAUGCGGUGGGUUGCUACUACGAUCUGAUCGGGAAGAGUGACCCGGCCCGGCGCUAUCUGUCCAAGGCGACCAGCCUGGAUAGGCUGUACGGGCCGGCUUGGCUUGCGUAUGGGCACUCGUUUGCCAAGGAGAACGAACACGACCAGGCCAUGGCGGCUUACUUCAAGGCAACUCAGCUGAUGAGGGGCUGUCAUCUGCCGCUGUUGUACAUCGGGGUGGAAUGUGGCCUUACCAAGAAUCUAGAGAUGGCCGAGAAGUUCUUCUAUCAGGCCAUGUCCAUCGCACCGCUGGAUGUUUACGUACUGCACGAGCUCGGUGUAGUGAAGUUUGAAUACGAAUUGUACGAAAGCGCCGAAGAGGUUUUCCGGACCACGUUGGAUAUGGUGCAAAGUAUGGCAAAAGCCAAUCAAGAACCGAUUUCCGUUCGUUGGGAGCCACUUCUCAACAAUUUGGGUCACUGCUGUCGGAAAAAUAGAAAGUACGAAGAAGCGCUGGAAUUCCACCGGAGAGCUCUGUUCCUGAAACCGUUGAGUGCUGCCACCUACACGGCGAUCGGGUUCGUGCAAGCACUGAUGGGCAAACUGGACGAAGCCGUUGAAUCAUUCCACAAAAGUUUGUCACUUAAAAGGGACGAUGUUGUCACGACGACUAUUCUGAAGUACGUCAUUGAAGAUCUGGCCGAGGAAGCACCGUUACCGUUUUACGCCGGUGACGGCGAAGACAUCGAUCUGAACGCCAAAGAGGAUAGCUCAGAGGGCAGAGAUGACGACAUGAGUGGUUGUGGUGGUGGUGGUAAAUUGGAAACCGCUGGUAACGACUGUCCUCCUCCGCGGUUGAAAUUAAAAUUCGAUGAGUAUGACUCAAACGCUUCCCCGGUUAGCGACACCAGUGCGGACGAGAUGAGUAUGGAUUUGUAG
Malaya genurostris is the source of this 2459-nucleotide messenger RNA. RefSeq names its product cell division cycle protein 16 homolog (gene Cdc16). The record is from RefSeq and is a predicted model, not a curated record. Gene Ontology annotation, molecular function: protein binding. Bases 144 to 2459 code for a protein of 771 amino acids. Gene Ontology annotation, biological process: cell division. Lineage: Eukaryota; Metazoa; Arthropoda; Insecta; Diptera; Culicidae. The transcript is spliced from 3 exons.